This is a messenger RNA of Triticum turgidum subsp. durum (durum wheat), 1359 nucleotides long. NCBI's taxonomy places the organism in Eukaryota, Viridiplantae, Streptophyta, Magnoliopsida, Poales, Poaceae. The record is from the annotation of a GenBank genome assembly.
AUGCAGGACCAGGCCGGGGCCGCCUCCGGCUCCGGGGAUCCGGACCCUCCGCCGGAGCACGCCGGCGGCGAGGGCGGCUCCUCCUCCGCCGCGGCCGCCGCCAGGCUCCCCUCCCGCAACGCCUCCUCCAAGUACGACUUCGUCAAGGUCAAGGUCUGGCUCGGGGAGAACGCCGACCACUACUACGUCCUCUCCAGGUUCCUCCUCAGCAGGAUGCUCACCGUCACCAAGAUUCCGAACCACGUCGCCAUUAAGAUUGCCCUUGAGCUCAAGAAGUUGCUCGUCGACAACAGCCUUCUUGAUGUUUCACAGAGUGACUUAGAGGCCAACCUUUUCAAGCUAAUGGAGAAAAGGGGAUAUGGAGAGGACUACAUUAAUCGAUAUAAGAUGAUGACAAGAUUCCAUCAUCAAAGAGUACCACUAGUAAUUUUGGUGUGUGGAACUGCUUGCACUGGAAAAUCAACAAUUGCUACACAGCUAGCUCAAAGGCUCAACCUACCAAAUGUUUUACAGACAGACAUGGUAUAUGAGUUGUUGCGGACAUCAACAGAUGCCCCGCUAACUUCAGUACCUGUGUGGGCUCGGGAUUUUAAUUCACCUGAAGAACUUAUCACCGAAUUUUGCAGAGAAUGCAGAGUUGUUCGCAAAGGUUUGGCUGGUGAUUUGAAGAAAGCAAUGAAAGAUGGGAAGCCAAUUAUAAUAGAGGGAAUUCAUUUGGAUCCAAGCAUUUACCUGAUGGACGAGGAGAAUGCAGAUGACAAUUCCAGAAUUGAGAAAAAGGUUGAAUCUGGAAAUUCAUCCAUCUCUGCAGAAAAGAAAACAGAACAGCAAUCAGAAAAUGGUCUACCUGAGAACAUUGUAAGUGUUCUAAAGGAAGAUAUCAUACAAAGCCAGGACUGCCUGCCUGAGAGUAGGACCAGUGAAGGUCUGUCUGGUGCUGACAGCCAUGAGAUUACCUCUUCUGAUUCUGAAGAGAAAAUUCUCAAAGCUGAAGGCAAUGGACAAAAGGAUUUGGACCAACAGAAGAGCAACAGUGCCAAGAAAGACAAGCCUGCUGCUGAACCGAUAGUUGUUCCAAUUGUGUUGAGGAUGUCUGAUUUUGAUCACAAGGCAUUGUUAGAGGAAUGGAUAGCCACUAGAGCUAUCAGAGAUAAUUGCCUUCCUCAGGAUCAUCGAAAGCUUAUAAACAACCUCAAACUUAUUCAGGAUUAUCUUUGCUCUUUUGAGGCACAGGGAUUGACUGUUGUUGACAUCUCAGCAAACUCGUUUCCUCAAACGUUAGAUUGGCUUCAUGGCUAUCUUCUUCAGUGCAUUGAGCGCGGCCUUCUGGCUGCAUGUUCAGAAGGCCCCAAGCAAUAG